AUGUAUUCAACAGAUCCUAGAUUGCAAUAACAAUUUGGUCAAUAAACUAAUCAGUUCCAGGUUUCACCUAGAUAAAAUCAGUUUGUAAUGAAAAAUAAAAAUGUUCAUUAGGUUCAAUCUCCAAGACAAUUUUAGUAAUCUCCAAAUUAUAACAACGGUUAAAUGAUAUCUCCUUAAUAAAGAUAGUUAAUGGUUAUUAUUGUGUUAAAAAGUUUUUAGGGAUCACCUCAAUCACAACAGAUGAAACAGCUACAAUUACAAUAAAGUCCGAUUAUACCAACGAGAUAGACACAAUAAAACCCCAUAAACAUGUCAAAUCCUAAAACCAUUAGACCAACAAAUUAAUCCUAAAAAGUUGGUCAAAGUUCACAAGUAAAUUUAAUAAUUAAUCUAUGAUUAGUCAUCGUAACCUUAAGUGUAGGCUUAGGAAUUUAGACAUAUAGAGAGACCUUUGCAAGUAGUAAAAGCUGAUGGUAAAAGUUCUAAUCGAUUUUAAAAGAUAUUGAGGCUCCUUGGAAAUCAAAAUGUGCAGCUUUGGAAAGAUAAAUUUUAGAGUUAUAAAUUCAAAUUAAAAAGAACAAUGGCACAAUUAUCGAGGAAAAUGUACAAGAAGUGUAAGAUGACACAAAGGUUAAGAACUUGUUAAACUUAAAGCAAGAAUUAGAAAAAAAGAUAUCUGACGAUGAAGAAUUUAUGAAAGAAUUAAGAUUAAAAUUGUAAGAGCUAUAGGAAGAAUAUCAAGUUAUAAUUACAGAAAAAGUUACUUAUGCAUCAAAUGAAGUAGAAACUUGGAUGAAGAAAUACACAAAUUUAGAAAAAAAUUAUAAGGAAAGUUAAUAAAAGAUAUCAGAUCUUAAAAGAUAAUUAGCAUAGGUUGAAGCAGCUGAUAAAGCAGCAUAGGAUUAAAAGAAAAUGGAUGCAAAAUCAGAAGUUAGAAAAAGUUCUAAAAUCUUUUGA
Molecule: messenger RNA, 957 nt
Organism: Paramecium octaurelia
Lineage: Eukaryota; Ciliophora; Oligohymenophorea; Peniculida; Parameciidae
Source: the annotation of a GenBank genome assembly